GAACGCUGUGAUGACUGGGGUGUGGACACCAUGAAGCAGAUCCAGAUUUAUGAUGGGGAACCUGCCAAGAUCAAAUGCCCACUUUUUGAGACCUUCUUGAAGUACAACUAUAGCACAGCCCAUUCUGCUGGCUUAACACUGAUCUGGUACAGGAUCGCACAGGACCGAGAUCUGGAAGAACCCAUUAAUUAUCGUCUCCCAGACAAUCACAUCAGUAAGGAUAAAGACACCCUUUGGUUCUGGCCUGCUCUGCUCAAUGACACUGGGAAUUAUACCUGCAUGCUCAGAAACACAACCUACUGCAGCAAAGUUGCAUUUCCCUUGGAGGUUGUUCCAAAAGACCAACAGUCUUGUGUGAGCCAUUCGAUAAAACCCACUGAGGAGAUGUUCUACUUGGAGCAUGCCAAUCAAAAGAUCAUAUGUCCAGAUAUUGAUGGGUUUUACCCUGCCAGUGUAACACCAACUGUCAAGUGGUACCUGAACUGCAACUUGGUGGAUGGCUUCUAUGAACGAUACCCACAAGGGCCCAGGCUUGUCAUUGGCAUUGUCCGCAGUGCAUAUAAAGGGAAUUACACUUGUAUUGUGACAUUCAAGGACCAUGGAAGAACCUAUAAUCUCACCAGAACCAUAAAGAUGAAGGUGGUGGGAUCUCCAAACAAGGCCUUGCCACCGCAGUUCACCUCUCCAAAUGAGAAAGUUGUGUAUGAACUGGAAGCAGGAGAAGACCUUAUCCUGCCUUGUGAGGUUUUCUUCACCUUCCUGAAGGACUCCCGGACUGAGGUGUGGUGGACCAUAGAUGGGAAAAACACAGACGACAUCACAGACCCCAAGAUAAAAGUCACACAAAGUGAAAUUACUAGAGAUUUUGAAGAUAAAACUGUCAUAAGGACUCUAACAGUUGCAAAAGCCACACCAGAGGACUUGAAACGGAAUUAUACUUGCUAUGCCAGGAACACCAGAGGCGAGGACCAUAGCCAGGCCGUAGUGCGCAUGAAAGUUGUAGCACCGAAGUACACCGUGGAGCUGGCCUGUGGACUGGGGGCAACCGUCCUGCUCGUUGUGGUGCUGAUAGUUGUCUAUCACGUGUAUUGGCUUGAAAUGGUCCUCUUCUAUCGGGCUCAUUUUGGAACAGAUGAAACCAUUCUAGACGGGAAGGAGUACGAUGUGUACGUGUCCUACGCACGCAACGCUGAGGAGGAGGAAUUUGUGCUGCUGACACUGCGAGGAGUCUUGGAGAAUGAGUUUGGGUACAAGCUGUGUAUCUUCGACAGAGACAGCCUCCCUGGGGGAAUUGUCACAGACGAAACCCUGAGCUUCAUCCAGAAAAGCCGACGUCUGCUUGUUGUCCUGAGCCCCAACUACGUCUUGCAGGGGACACAGGCCCUGCUGGAGCUCAAGGCUGGUCUAGAGAAUAUGGCCUCCAAGGGCAACAUCAAAGUCAUUCUAGUGCAGUACAAAGCCAUCAAGAAGAGCAAAGUGAAGGAGCUGAAGCAGGCCAAGGCGGCCUUGACUGUCAUUAAAUGGAAAGGCGAGAAAUCCAAGUUCCCAAAGGGCAGGUUCUGGAAGCAGCUGCAGGUGGAAAUGCCAGUGAAAAAAAUUAGCAGGAGUUUGAGCCAUGAUGGGUUGAUGUGUAUCCCUGAAAAAUGUUUGACACCAACAGAAAACAAACCAAAACAAAUGCCAAAAAUCCACAAGUUAGAUACCACCGAAGCCGUGUUCGACUUCAUCCAGAGGAGCCGCAGGAUGAUCGUGGUCCUGAGUCCUGAUUACUUGACGGAGAAGAGCAUCAGCCUCCUGGAGUUCAAGCUGGGCAUCAUGUGCCAGAACGCCAUCGCCACCAAGCUGAUCGUGGUAGAGUAUAGGCCACUGCAGUGCACCCACCCCAGCAUCCUCCAGCUGAAGGAGUCUGUUUCCUUCGUCACCUGGAAGGGGGAGAAGUCCAAGCGCUCUGGCUCCCAGUUCUGGAAGGCUUUGCGUCUCGCCCUGCCGCUGCGCAGCCUGAGCGCUGGCGCUGGCUGGAAUGAGAGCUGCUCCUCCCAGUCAGACAUCAGCCUGGACCCUGUCCAGAGGAGAAGGAGCCGGUUGAAAGGGCAGCCUGACCCACGGAGUGCUGCAGCAGUGACUCUUGUUCAUGGAGGGACGGCCCCAGCCUCAGAGUCAAAGGCCAAACACCGAGCCAAGCACUUCCUGACGUGCAGGUGUUGUGGGACCUAUUGCAAGGGUGGCAGCAGACUCAAGCAGAAGCAUCAGGCUGUGGCUGAGCCCAGGUGGGACACUCAUCUCUGCAAGUCAGGCUCGGGCAGGUCCACGGCACAGGGGCUUCAGGGCAGGAGUCGAGCUGAGCCCCCUCCAGCACAGGCUCCUGCUCUCGCCCUCUGCCACUACAGCGACCUGUCCAACAACAAUGACUUCUACGUACUCUGA
This is a messenger RNA of Acanthisitta chloris (rifleman), 2424 nucleotides long. RefSeq names its product interleukin 1 receptor accessory protein (gene IL1RAP). The coding region runs from base 31 to 2424 and encodes 797 amino acids. Gene Ontology annotation, biological process: signal transduction. The record is from RefSeq and is a predicted model, not a curated record. The transcript is spliced from 10 exons. Gene Ontology annotation, molecular function: interleukin-1 receptor activity. NCBI's taxonomy places the organism in Eukaryota, Metazoa, Chordata, Aves, Passeriformes, Acanthisittidae.